Camellia sinensis is the source of this 765-nucleotide messenger RNA. The record is from RefSeq and is a predicted model, not a curated record. NCBI's taxonomy places the organism in Eukaryota, Viridiplantae, Streptophyta, Magnoliopsida, Ericales, Theaceae.
AUGGAUCACUAUUUAACUGUCAGAAGAUGGGAGCCUGAUUUUAAACCAUAUGAGGCUGGAGAAGUAGCUACAGCAUUAUGGGUCCGAUUUCCACAACUUCCCAUUGAAUACUACAACGAGAAAGUACUCUUCCACAUAGCUAAGGCCAUUGGAAAACCUCUUAAGAUCGAUCUAAAUAUUGCCAUGUCUACUCGGGGAAGAUAUGCACGUUGUGGUAAAGUUAGACACCGGAAAGAGUACUGUAGCAGUAAGCCGGUGCCGAAGCCGGUGAAAGUUAAUACAGAAGCUGUAGCUAACAGUCAUGAUGUUGGGUCCAAUCCUAUUCCAAUGGCUAACUCCUCAGGGAAACAACUUGCCUCGGGCACAGAACACUCUGAAGAGUUUGGGCCUUGGAUGUUAGUGAACAGGAGAAACAAUCGACCCAAUCUCACUGGUAGGCAACCUGGGCCUAGCACUAUUAAUGCUAGAAGAUCUGCUAAUAGGUUUAGACCUCUUGCUAAGAAUGGAAGCAGGAAAGGAACGACAGAUCGAGCCAAGCACAAAAACCCAAUGGGCCCUGGUAUGAAAGGUGCAAAUGGAAAAGAAUCAUCUAGCAAGGCAGUCCUAAUGCAGCACAAAGAAUCUCUUCUGAUAGACAACAAGAUGGAAGACAACUCAACAAAGACAAGACCACAACUGGUGCAGCACAAGCAAGACCUGAGAAUACUGCAACUAGCUCCACUCCUAGCCUGGUGCAAGCUACAAGUUAUGACUUUGUUAUUAUGA